CCCAGAUUUGCUGUAUCUGCAGUUUGCCGAGGACCUUUACCUGUAUCCAUCUGAGGCCGCUGUGGUUCUCCUAGUUUGACUUUAACUCGUCGAAACAAACAGUGGUUGGGAUUCAGACAAACUUGUCGUGUCGUGAGUUACAAUUUUCCCGUUUAUUUGAACGCAGCAUACGUAGUCGCGUGGAGACGACGUCAGCCAAACAACAGUUAAACCCGCCUGGGAGCUGCUCUCUCUCUGUCUGCUUCAAGACACGGAUUUAUAAAACAACAACUAUAAACACACGACACAACAACAGACAUGUCUGUCAACUAUGCAGCCGGGCUGUCGCCGUAUGCGGAUAAAGGUGUUUGCGGACUUCCUGAGGUGUUUGAUAACCCCGAGGAGCUGAAGGCGAAGGUGGACACGCUUGCUCAGUUGAUUAAAGAAUCUGAGUACCUGGUCGUCCACUCCGGAGCAGGAAUCAGCACCUCAGCAGGCAUUCCCGACUUCAGGGGUCCAAAGGGUGUGUGGACGUUAGAAGAAAAGGGUGAGUCACCUCACUUCGACACAACAUUUGAAGAUGCCCGACCCAGUUUGACUCACCUGGCCCUCCUGGGACUGCAGAGGGCCGGAUACCUCAAGUAUCUCAUCAGCCAGAACGUGGAUGGCCUGCAUGUCCGAUCAGGUUUCCCCAGAGAUCUGUUAUCCGAGCUUCAUGGGAACAUGUUUGUGGAGGAGUGUGAGAAGUGUGGCAGGCAGUACGUGAGAGAAAAGGUGAUCGGCGUGAUGGGGCUGAAACCGACAGGACGUCACUGUGAGGUGAAACGAUCCAGAGGGCUCCGAGCCUGCAGAGGAAAGCUGAUAAGCACGAUAUUAGACUGGGAGGAUGCUCUUCCUGACAGAGACCUGAACAAAGCAGAUGAUGCCAGCAGACGAGCAGACCUGGCGCUGACGCUCGGCACCUCCUUGCAGAUCAAACCCAGUGGAGACCUUCCACUCCUCACCAAGCGCAAAGGAGGAAAAGUGGCCAUUGUCAACCUGCAGCCCACAAAACACGACAAGCAUGCGCACCUGCGUAUCUAUGGUUACGUGGAUGACGUCAUGAAACAGCUGAUGGAGAAGCUGGGAUUGGACAUGCCAAAGUGGGAGGGACCGACCGUCUGCGAGAGCUCCACAGCCACCUCAGAGUCCCCCGUCGAUGUCAAGCCACCACAUGCAAUCACUGCAAAGAACAAGGUGAAAAAGGACCUCAUUAAGGAGGAAAGGAAACGGGAAGCAACGGCCCUAACAGAUGAUGGGAGCGUUAAGGAGGAGAAGGGUUCAGUAAAGAGGGAGAGAGCAGACUCCCCAGUGGAGAUAAAUGAAGAGAAAAUAGCCUGAGGUAUUUUUUCUUACAAACACAACCCCGUCCAGAAACAAACUAUAACUGAGGGUGCUCGAUUUGAUCAAUUUUACAGAGUUUCUUCUCAUCUUCCACCCUCUGGGGUAAUGACUCUUCUAGUGCUGUAGUGGUUUUGUUAGUCCCAGAUCGUGCACUCUCCAACUGUGACUCCUAAGCUGAAAGUUGACCUUAUAAAGUGAAAAUUAGCUAUGUGAUUGUGUCCUGGCUAAAAGGACGACUCUACAAUUAGACAUAUUUUAUUUGAAUUUCUGCUCAAACAACUGUUGCAUGUUUUCCAACCUGUUUAUUUACUUUUAUCUGAGAUCCAGUUUAACAGACAGGAUGAUGAGAUGAGGUCAGUGGCGCUUGGUUAUAAAUAAAACUUUUUAAUAAGGUGUGUAAGGCUGCUGCACCUUAUUAAAAGCAUUAUUUAUAACCAAGUGCUCCAGAUCUCAUCCCUACAGACGUAGCCUUUAAAGAUGACUUGGUUCAAUACUUUACAAGAAGAGGAGCAUCUCGAGCCUGACUGACAAGUAGCCUUGUGCUGCUGCGGAGAAUUUUAGAUAGUUAAUAUUAUUAUUAUUAUAACUUUUAAGACAGUUAUCUCUGGGGUCAGUAUGUUUUUUUAAUUGUCCUCAAUUACAAAUGGCGAUUUUCUCCAAAAUGAUUGAACUACAUUUUUCUUCUUUCUCUGGCAAGAUUUAUAAUUCACCCUAUUUUUGUUUAUAAAAGGAGCACCCGCUGCUGAUUGGUUGUAAAAGGAUCAUGAUCACACCGUACCUUUUGUAGGAAAAUGUUUUUUAUCUCAGGAAAAAAGCAUUAUACUCUCAAGAAAAAAGUUACUGUCCUGUUUUUUUUUAAUAUACAUAUUUUUUUUAAAGAUACAUAUGUUUUGGCAAUAAACACAACAUGUUCCUCAUACACCCUGCUGUGUAUAUGUGAUGUAUGUCAAACAGCUGUGGCCUAGUUCGAUUGUGAGCCAACGUUUCAAAGGAAAAUGGCGCACGUGUGUUCAUUUGAGAUAAUGGUAUGAUUAUUUGCAUUCAACAUGAUUAACAUCUCAUCUA
Larimichthys crocea (large yellow croaker) is the source of this 2427-nucleotide messenger RNA. RefSeq names its product sirtuin 6 (gene sirt6). Bases 298 to 1359 code for a protein of 353 amino acids. NCBI's taxonomy places the organism in Eukaryota, Metazoa, Chordata, Actinopteri, Sciaenidae. Gene Ontology annotation, biological process: negative regulation of transcription by RNA polymerase II. The record is from RefSeq and is a predicted model, not a curated record. Gene Ontology annotation, cellular component: nucleus. Gene Ontology annotation, molecular function: transcription corepressor activity; histone H3K9 deacetylase activity, NAD-dependent; NAD+ binding. The transcript is spliced from 8 exons.